Molecule: messenger RNA, 5066 nt
Organism: Cuscuta europaea
Lineage: Eukaryota; Viridiplantae; Streptophyta; Magnoliopsida; Solanales; Convolvulaceae
Source: the annotation of a GenBank genome assembly
UUCUUCCUGUGAAAGACAUUAUAGAAUAUUCUUUAGAAUAUGUUUUAGAAUAUUCUUCUAUCUUUAGAAUAUGCUUUAGAAUAUUUUAGGAAUAUACUCUAGGAUAUUAUUAUUGUAUAGAAUCUUAAAGGAAUAUUCUAUCUUUGUAAUGUAUAUAUAUAUGGGCUUGACCCUCCAAUGAAAUACACACAAAAAUCAUUCUUCUCAUUACUAUUCUAUCUUUAAUUCUUACAACAUGGUAUCAGAGCAAUCUGUUCCAGUUUAGCUUAGCAGUAUUUUUCAGAAUCUCAGUUCAUGCCUCAGCCAGAACCUUAGCCCAAAAUUCAGAACCUCAGUCCAAAAUCCACAGUUUCACAUAGCAUCACCUCCACCCUAAGCAGUCACGCCUUCCGCCGCAGACCUUACACUCGAAAUCCGCAGGCCACACGCGCCGUCAGAGGACCUCGCAGACCUAAUCGCAGACCCAAUCGCCGGAGAAUCCAUCGGAACUAUUUUCCGGUGUCUUGAACGGUAUUAUCUUUCUGUGACUUUGCUUAUUAAGUAACAACGACAUUCAAGGAUAGUAUUUUGGUCGCUGUAAGUUUACUUAAUACAUAGCAUCUUAUUUCUGCAAUUAAAAAAAAAGUCAAAAAAAAAAGUCAAAAAAAAAAAUAUCAAAAAAAAAUGCCUGGUUCUGAUACAGACACUUCCACCGUACAACAUGCUCAGCCUUUGGUAGUUUCCGAAGUUAUUCCCAUUAAUUUUAAAAUUACUGAGAAUAAACUUUGUGGCUCUAACUAUCUUGAAUGGAGUAAAACUAUCAAACGUUAUUUACGAAGCAUUGAUAAAUACACCCACUUAGUUGAUGACCCGCCAAAGGAGGAGAUUGAUAGAGCUGCUAAUGCUGUCUGGCUUCGUGAUGAUUCUAGAUUAUUUAUCCAGAUUCAGAACUCCAUGGAGAAUGACGUCAUGGGGUAUGUUAGUCAUUGUGAUACUGUGAAAGAACUCUUUGAUUAUUUGGAAUUUAUGUAUUCUGGCAAAGGUAAUCUUAACCACAUCUAUGAGGUGUGCAAAGCCUUUUACAGGGCAGAAAUGAAAGAUAAGCCUCUCACAGCUUAUUUUAUGGAUUUCAAGAAAACGUAUGAAGAACUUAAUACCUUAAUGCCCUUUAGUCCUGAUAUCAAAGUGCAGCAGAAACAACGCGAACAAAUGGCAGUCAUGAGCUUUUUGGCUGGUCUUACGUCUGAUUUUGAAACAGCCAAAUCACAUAUCCUAUCUAGUGAUGUGGUCUCUUCUCUUCAAGAUGCUUUCAGUAGAGUGCUUCGCACUGACACUUCAUCCACAUCAUCAGCACCUCAGCCAAGCAAUGCUUUUGUGGGACAAGUCCCAACAUUCCCCAAUGGAGGUGAGAAGUGGCCACGCACAGGACCGAUUGGCAAAGGAGUAGUAUGCAACUACUGUAAGAAACCCGGACACUUGAUCAAAGAUUGUCGAAAGCUAAAGUUCAAAAAUCAAGGAAAUCAAGUCGCUCACAUUGCUUCCGCUACACAGCCAUCUAAUGGAUCCAUCAUUAUGUCUUCGGAGGAAUAUGCCAAAUUCCUAGGUUACCAGGAGGCUCUAAAGCAUUCAUCUACUCCUAUCUCAGCUGUAGCUAAUUCAGGUAAUCCAAACACAUGUCUUGUAUCUUCAUCCUCAAAAUGGGUUAUCGACUCAGGAGCAACAGAUCAUAUGACAGGUAAUCCUAGUCUUUUUUCCUCAUUCCACACACCUCUUCAUUCUUCUAGUGUGACUUUGGCUGACGGAUCUACGUCACCCGUUCUUGGUACGGGUACAAUUGUCCCAACACCUACCUUACCUUUGUCACCCGUCCUAAGUCUUCCAAAUUUUGCUUUCAAUUUGAUUUCGAUCAGCAAAAUCACACGUAAACUUAAUUGUUCCGUAACCUUUUUUCCUGGAUAUUGUGUAUUUCAGGAUCUGUUGACGAAUCAGGUUAUUGGUAAAGGAUAUGAGUCGGCCGGUCUCUAUCUCUUGGAUACAUCCUUACCCAAAUCAAUCUCUUGUCUUGGCAUUGGAACUGUGUUAGAGGCUCACUAUCGACUAGGUCACCCUUCUCUUCUGUUGUUAAAGAAGCUUUAUCCUCAAUUCAAUAAGGUGUCAUCUUUACAGUGUGAUUCGUGUCAAUUUGCAAAACAUCAUCGAAGUAGUCUAAGUCCUCGAGUCAAUAAACGAGCACAUGCUCCUUUUGAACUGGUUCAUUCUGAUGUUUGGGGUGCUUGCCCUGUUGUGUCCAAAUCUGGUUUUAAAUAUUUUGUUACCUUUGUUGAUGAUUAUUCUCGUAUGACUUGGAUUUAUUUCAUGAAACGUCGUUCCGAGUUAUUUUCUCAUUUUUGUGCCUUUUGUGCUGAAAUCAAAACUCAAUUUAAUGUACAUGUUCGUAUUUUAAGGGGAGACAAUGCUCAAGAGUAUUUGUCUGCCUCAUUUAAGUUGUAUAUGGCUCAACAUGGCAUAAUUCAUCAAACUUCAUGUGUAGACACACCUCCCCAAAAUGGAGUUGCUGAACGAAAGAACAGACAUCUAUUAGAAACUGCGCGGGCUCUUCUAUUCCAAAUGAAUGUGCCAAAACAUUUUUGGGCAGAUGCUGUGUCUACCGCAUGUUUUUUGAUCAAUCGAAUGCCAUCUACCGUUUUAGAUGGUAAAACUCCAUAUCAGUGCCUAUUUCUAAAUAAUGAAAAUUUUCCUAUUCCUCCUAAAGUUUUUGGUUGCACUUGUUUUGUACGAGAUGUUAAUCCCCAUUUAACAAAGUUAGAUCCCAAGUCAUUAAAGUGCAUUUUCUUAGGCUACUCUCGAGUUCAAAAGGGGUACGGAUGUUUUUCUCCAAGUACAGGUCGGUAUAUUGUUUCAAUUGAUGUCUCCUUUUAUGAAAAUACACCAUUUUCAUCAACAGACACAAAUAUCUGUAGGGAGAAUGAUGAUAUACUCAUUUACACAGUCACUAUACCCGAGUCCAAUACUUCAGCAGUUCUUCCCCAUGUUACUUUUCCUGAGCCUAGGCCUCCGAUACACUUGGGAUACACCCGUCGACACAAAGUGCAAGAUCACCCUCCACCUGUGGUUACUUCUCCUAAUACUGAUCCGAUCUCAUAUCCUGAACCGACACCUGCAUCUUCAGAUCCUGUCUCUACAUCAGAUCUUGAUCUCCCCAUCGCACUACGUAAAGGUACACGGUCUUGUACUCAUCCUAUUUCUUCAUGUGUGUCGUAUCAUCAGUUAUCAUCUGCCUCAUGUUCUUUUAUUGCUUCCAUUGAUUCUAUUUCUGUUCCCAAAUCUGUUAAAGAUGCUUUGUCUCAUCCUGAUUGGCGUCAUGCCAUGGUAGAGGAAAUGAAUGCUUUGGAUCUUAAUGGUACCUGGGAUUUGGUAGACUUGCCUACAGGGAAGAAGUCUAUAGGAUGUAAGUGGGUCUUUGCUGUAAAGGUUAACCCUGACGGAUCCGUUGCUCGAUUGAAAGCCCGAUUAGUUGCGAAGGGUUAUGCUCAAACCUAUGGCGUUGAUUAUUCUGACACAUUUUCUCCUGUUGCUAAAUUAACAUCUGUCAGAUUACUUAUUUCUCUCGCAGCAACUCAUGGUUGGCACUUACAUCAAUUGGACAUUAAGAAUGCAUUCUUGCAUGGUGAUCUUCAGGAGGAAGUUUAUAUUGAGCAACCUCCGGGGUUUGUUGCUCAGGGGGAGUAUGGGAAAGUUUGUCGACUUCGCAAGUCUCUUUAUGGUUUGAAACAGAGUCCCCGUGCAUGGUUCGGGAAAUUCAGCCAAUCAAUUGAACGAUUUGGGAUGAUAAAAGGCAAAUCAGAUCACUCUGUAUUUUACAGACAAACGAAAACAGGUAUUACAUUGCUUGUGGUGUAUGUCGAUGACAUUGUGAUUACAGGGAGUGAUAAUACAGGUAUUUUGGCCCUAAAGAAUUUUCUUCAUAGUCAAUUCCAGACGAAAGAUUUGGGCUCAUUGAAAUACUUCUUGGGAAUUGAGGUUACACGGAGUAAGAAAGGCAUAUUUCUAUCUCAACGUAAAUAUGUGCUUGACUUACUAACUGAAACAGGGAAAUUGGGGGCAAAACCAAGCAGUACUCCCAUGAUUCCCAAUGUACAACUCACUCAUGAAGGUAUGCCAUUCGAAGAUCCGGAAAGAUAUAGACGGUUGGUUGGAAAACUUAAUUAUCUCUCAGUUACCCGUCCAGAUAUUGCAUACUCAGUGAGUGUAGUAAGUCAAUACAUGUCAUCUCCGACAGUGGAUCAUUGGAAUGCUGUAGAGCAUAUAUUAUGUUACUUGAAGGGGACACCGGGACGAGGUAUUGUUUAUCAGAAUCAUAAUCACAUGAGAAUAGAAUGCUUUGCAGAUGCUGAUUGGGCUGGAUCUAAAGAUGAUAGAAGAUCCACAUCUGGCUAUUGCGUCUUUGUUGGUGGUAAUCUCGUCUCUUGGAAAAGUAAGAAGCAGAAUGUGGUUUCUCGUUCGAGUGCUGAAUCAGAAUAUCGGGUUAUGGCACAAUCGGCAUGUGAGAUAAUCUGGAUAAACCAUUUAUUGAGUGAAAUGGGAUUGAAGACACCAAUGCCUGCUAAACUCUGGUGCGAUAACCAAGCUGCUAUACACAUUGCCAACAAUCCAGUGUUUCAUGAGAGAACAAAACAUAUUGAGAUCGAUUGUCACUUUGUUCGAGAAAAGAUACAACAAGGAUUGAUCUCUACAGGACAUGUGAAGACUGGAGAGCAACUUGGAGAUUUGUUCACUAAAGCACUAAAUGGAAUUCGUGUUGGUUACUUAUGUAACAAGUUGGGCAUGAUAAAUAUUUAUGCUCCAACUUGAGGAGGAGUGUGAAAGACAUUAUAGAAUAUUCUUUAGAAUAUGUUUUAGAAUAUUCUUCUAUCUUUAGAAUAUGCUUUAGAAUAUUUUAGGAAUAUACUCUAGGAUAUUAUUAUUGUAUAGAAUCUUAAAGGAAUAUUCUAUCUUUGUAAUGUAUAUAUAUAUGGGCUUGACCCUCCAAUGAAAUACACACAAAAAUCAUUCUUCUCAUUACUAUUCUAUCUUUAAUUCUUACAACA